AUGCAGUUGAAUGUUGAGACAGAUUGUUUUAUCUCCUCACCUAGGCCAAAAGGGAAGGGGAAUGAAAUAAAAUACUUGACAUCUUUCUUUCAAAUCCCAGAAUCCCAUGCAGUUUUCCUGCCCUGCACUUUCGAUGCAGCACUAGUUUCAGAUUAUCUGGACCUGAUUUGGCUCAGUCCAUCUGGUGAGGAACUGCUGUCCAUGUAUGUGAUGUAUGGCAACUCAGAGGUACGUCUGGAGGCCAUGUGGCGACUUAUCUACAAACACUUCAGUCCAGUUGAUACUUGGUUUUCCUGUAGCUGGAAUGGCAUCCCUGGAAGGAACCAGAAAUUCAAGAACAGAAUUGGUAAUGAUGACCCUGAGGACAUCGAAGACUACAUGGAAAGUUCAAGUGGUAACAACAACUCCUCUUCUUCCUCGCCCUGGUACCAAGAAAACGACUCUUACCUGGCUUGGAGUCAGGAAUAUUUAGAUUGUGAUGCUCCAAUACCCAGCAACUGGACACGCGGGUCCCUGCUCUGGACUCAGGAUGAGCCACAGCCCCAAAAGACAGUGCUGAUGAAUGUGACCAUACGGCGCACCUUUCCGUACUGGCAGUACAUGAGGCCCAAUGUCACCUAUUUGAUCCUUCCAUCAGUAACCUUCAAAGAUGCUGGGAACUACACCUGUCGGUGGAAGAAUCAGACGCAACUUGUUCAGCUGAAGGUGACAUCAAAGCCAGCUUUUUGGCUACAAUUUCAACACCGACAUUGGAUAAUCUGGACUGUAUCCCUGGGAUAUGUGAUUACCUGCCUCAGCUUCCUUUUUUGUUUCCUGCGGCUCCAGCGUACCAUUCGCACUCGUAGGCAGCAGAUGAAGCUGAAGGGCCCGGCCAAGAGAAGGUACUUUCAUGCUAAGCGGAACAAGGCACCGGUCUCCAAUGGGAUUCGCUUACUCCCAGCAAAUGAUGAUGGCAUGGAGCAAGUGGAUGUCUUGUCCUACGAGAAUGUGCUGCCAGACAUGAGGCCCAGGAGUGGCGGGCAGUUACUUCAGAAAGAAAAGAUCCUGCCCAAUACCACCGAUAUGGAAGAUGAAGAAGAGUAUGAAUGCCCAGACAGUGAAACAGAGCUCAAGUCAGAUGAUGACGACAACUACGAGAACACUCAGGAAGAAGUGAAACAGGGAGAUGUGGUUUUGAAUGAAGCAUCCCCUUAUGAAAACAGCAAGGCGAAGACGAAGUCCGGCUCCCACAAUUGGGACUCAGCGGACUCAUUGUAUGCUAACAAUUCCCAGAAGGCCCUUAAGAAUCAGGCCCAAGAUCCACUUGACGAAGAUGGUGAGAACUAUGAAAACGUAGAAGAGGAGCCGUGUUUGAGUCCUGGCGCAGCACGACUUAUAGCAGGUUUGCGCCUCCAGCUGUCUCUGGACCCACCUGUGGACAAGCAGGAUGGGGGCAGUGAGGCCUCUACAGGCUCCCAGUCCUAUGAAGAGAUGAAUGGGGCCUUGUGCCCCACAGCAAGUAAGUCUCUCCACCUGCAGCCCAACACAAGCAACGAAGAGGAUGCUGAUUCUUAUGAAAAUAUGGAAAGCCCCAACAGCUUCAGUUCACGGAAGGAAUGCAGCUUGGAUCCACAUGGAAAUGGUCCUGCCUUUGGUUCCACACGGCAACAUCUCUCCAGUCCUUUCGGAGCUGAUCUUAGAGGGGGCCUGCUGUGUUCAGAUUAGAACUAGCCAAUGGAUGGGGGCAGGAGCAGGAGCGUCACCCUUUGCAACUCCUUUCCUCUCUCAAGCCAAGGUGUUUCUACCCAGACUUUGGGACCAAGCACCUUGCUGCACAGAGGUUUUCAGCAUCCUCGAUCCCUAGGAGCGGAUGGGGGGGGGGACGGGACUUCUAGAAUGCUAGAAGAGGGGCCUGCAAGAUCACACUCCUAGGUUGGGUUUCCAGCAGUAGGAACAGUAAGGAGUCCCAUGCGCCUGAAGAGGAAGCAGAAAGGACACGGCUGGAGACAAGCAAAUAGUUUUUUGAGAGUUGAAAAUGGAUUGAGAGAUCAUUUCCGGUGGUAUAAAUAUCCAUUUAUUUUGUCCCGCAAUCACCUCUGACCAAACACAUUUUUGAAAAAGUACAAAAUCCUGUUUACGUGUGCCUCUCUAGACAGACCAUAAUUAGAGCGCUGAGCCUGCUGUUCUCAUUCAUCCCUUUUGGCCAGAUGUACAACCUUCCUUAGAGAAUCAAGCUUAUUUCCAGAAGUCAGCUCUGCGGAAUGCCAAUUAGCUGGCCCUUGUGACGGUUCGGAAGCGACCUUCCUGCACCACCAACUGGCUGUGCUGAGUUCCUGAUUGGUUGCUUCCCCCCCCCCAUCCGGUCC
This is a messenger RNA of Elgaria multicarinata webbii, 2345 nucleotides long. RefSeq names its product CD19 molecule (gene CD19). The transcript has 17 exons. Gene Ontology annotation, biological process: B cell proliferation involved in immune response; B cell receptor signaling pathway; regulation of B cell activation. Lineage: Eukaryota; Metazoa; Chordata; Lepidosauria; Squamata; Anguidae. Bases 1 to 1704 code for a protein of 567 amino acids. The record is from RefSeq and is a predicted model, not a curated record. Gene Ontology annotation, cellular component: external side of plasma membrane.